CUAGGCUCAGGAGUGUUGGUACUGUACAUAAGGUGACAGUGGCAGUGAACUGAGAGAGAGAGAAAGAUGCUGACUAAAGUAAAGGCAGUGACCAGGAAGGAGACUGAAAUCAAAAUUGAACCCACAGACCAAGUAGAUAGGAUUAAAGAGUGCGUGGAGGAACAAGAGGGGAUUCCUCCACAACAGCAAUGCCUCACCUACAGUGGGAAACAGAUGAACCACGAGAAAAUAGCAGUGGACGACAAGAUACAAGAAGAAUCUGUACUCCACCUGGACCUGGCCUCGAGAGGACAAAGUCGAUGAUGAUAUCUUACACCAUGUGCCUCUCUCCCAGAA
This is a messenger RNA of Hypanus sabinus (Atlantic stingray), 336 nucleotides long. Its product is annotated as NEDD8-like. Gene Ontology annotation, biological process: modification-dependent protein catabolic process; protein neddylation; regulation of proteolysis. The record is from RefSeq and is a predicted model, not a curated record. Lineage: Eukaryota; Metazoa; Chordata; Chondrichthyes; Myliobatiformes; Dasyatidae. Gene Ontology annotation, cellular component: cytoplasm; nucleus. The transcript has a single exon. The coding region runs from base 67 to 303 and encodes 78 amino acids. Gene Ontology annotation, molecular function: protein tag activity; ubiquitin protein ligase binding.